Molecule: messenger RNA, 2942 nt
Organism: Episyrphus balteatus (marmalade hoverfly)
Lineage: Eukaryota; Metazoa; Arthropoda; Insecta; Diptera; Syrphidae
Product: WD repeat-containing protein 36
Exons: 5
Coding region: 177-2888 (903 amino acids)
Biological process (GO): rRNA processing
Cellular component (GO): small-subunit processome; Pwp2p-containing subcomplex of 90S preribosome
Molecular function (GO): protein binding
Source: RefSeq, a predicted model, not a curated record
UUCCUUCGGCAAACUUCGUUAAAAAAUGGUCAUUUUCCCCAACUGACAGCUGUCAAAUAUGCAUGUGACAGAAACGACACAAAUUUGUUGACCGUCUAACCGCGUGGCUAACUUUAUUAAUUCUCUUUUUUUUUUAAUUUCCUUGCAAAUGUUUAAAAACUAAAAAUAACAAAACAAUGUCAAAUAAAAGUAGUAAAAUAUUUCGUCGUAAUCGAUCCCUUGGCUAUGUUAGCAAUCAAGUUCCUGCUUUAAUUCGUUACAUACAACGUCGCAAGGACAACAUCAUUACCACAUGCAUUGGUCGUUCCUUCCAAGUGUACACUUCCAAUAAAUUUCGUUUGUUACAUGUGAGUAAUAUCCAUCCUGAUGACAUUACUUGCAUGGCCAAUGAUCGUCAGCAUGUUUACACUGCUGCUGACAAAACGAUCUUUGCUUGGCGACAAGGAAAACACAUUAAUCACACUUAUAAAGGUCACACUAAAAAUGUCCACUUGAUGUUGCCCUUCCGGCAACAUCUCAUUGCAAUUGAUGGAGAUAAUGUCAUGAAAGUGUGGGACAUUAAUACGGAAGAGGUUUACUUGGAGAUUCCUUUUUCCAAGGAAGACUUUCUUAUUACCGCCAUUGCACAUCCACCGACUUAUAUUAAUAAAAUCAUUCUCGGAAGCCAAUCGGGCGAGUUAAAAUUGUGGAACUUGCGAGAGAAUCGAUUGGUUUAUACCUUUGCUGGGUUUGGAAGCAAAGUCACUUGUAUAACUCCCGCUCCAGCUAUCGAUGUGGCAGCUAUUGGCCAUAAAGAUGGUACAACUGUUUUGUUGAACUUGAAAUUCGAUGAGGUUCUUAUGCAAUUCAAACAGGAUUGGGGUCCGGUGAAUGGAAUAUCAUUCCGAACGGAUGGACAGCCAAUAAUGGUAACUACUAGCACCCAUGGCAAUGCUGUAUUUUGGAAUCUUGAAGAGAAAAAGGUUUCCAAUCAAAUGAAAGUUCAUGAGACUUCAGUUACCACAACAAUCUGCUUCCCAAAUGAACCCCUUCUCUUGACAACUUCUCCGGAUAACUCAAUGAAAUUGUGGCUUUUCGAUGCACCCGAUGGAAGUGCUCGACUUUUGAGAAUACGCUCGGGACAUCAAGCACCACCGCUUUGUAUUCGAUACCAUGGGAAUAAGGGAGAAUCCAUUCUUUCGUCAGGUGAAGAUAGUUCAUUGAGAGUUUUCAGUACUGUGAGUGAAACACUAAACAAGAGUAUGGGAAAAGCCAGUUAUAAUCGAGAGAAAUCUAAGAAGAGAGGCCACUUACAAACGGAUAUUUUAACAAUGCCUCCAAUUAAGGAAUUCACUACAGAAGUAACAAGAGAAGAGGAAUGGGAUAAUAUUGCAGCAAUACACUCGGGAAUUAUUCAAACUACCACAUGGUCUUUCCAUAAAGGCAAAAUGGGCACACACAGACUCGUUCCAAGACAGUUUCAUAGUAAAAUUCGAAAAGACUUUACAGCUGAGACUACUUGUGUGGUUUUGACACAUUGUGGAAAUUUUGUUAUAAUUGGUUACUCCAGCGGCCAUGUUGAACGUUUCAACAUUCAGUCAGGCAUACAUCGUGCAAGUUAUGGAGCACCAGAUACAGCUCAUAAAAAACCUGUAAGAGGAGUUGCUUGUGACAAUUUAAACCAAUUUAUUGUCUCUGGUUGUAGUGAGGGUCUAUUGAAAUUCUGGAGCUUUAAAGGAAAUGUUAAGGAACCAAAUAAAAUUAUAAAACUACCCGAUGGCGUUACCUUAAUGCGUUCACAUCGUGAAAGUGCCAUGGUAUGUGUGGCGAUGGAAAACUAUGACAUGUAUGUUGUUGAUUCCGAUACAAAGGUGAUAGUUAGGAAAUUCAAAGGACACACUUCUAAAAUCAACGAUGUUACAUUCAGUCCUGACAGUCGUUGGUUGUUGAGUGCGUCAAUGGAUUCAACUAUAAAAGUUUGGGAUAUACCUUCCUCGUACAUGAUUGAUCAUUUCAAAGUAGAACGACCAUGUGUGUCAUUGACGAUGUCUCCAACCGGAGACUUCUUGGCAACAGCACACGUCAACUUUUUGGGCAUUUUCCUUUGGUCCAACAAAAUGCUCUUCAAUCAUAUAUCAUUGCGAUCUAUCAAUCCCUACGAUGAAGCUCCAUAUGUUGAUCUACCAUCAAGCGUAGUCGAUGAAGUCAGUUUAGAGACUGCCAUUGAGGAGCUCAAUGUCGAUAGCGAAGAAGGAGAAGCAAUCGACUUGAACUACGAAAGCCCAAGCCAACUUUCUAAAGAUAUGAUAACUAUGUCAGGUGUGGCGGAAUCUCGCUGGCAAAAUCUUCUUGACCUUGAUAUCAUCAAGAAACGCAAUAAACCCAAGGCAGCACCAAAAGCUCCUAAACAAGCACCUUUCUUCCUUCCCACAGUCGCUGGUAUCGACUUGAAAUUCGAUGUGUCUGGUGCAACUGCCGAAGAUGAAAACUCUAAAAUGCUAAUACCUUCGAAUUUUAACAACUUGACAACACUUGCAAAACUUCUAGAAGACACAAUAACAACCGGCAUAUACACCAAUUGUGUAGAAUACUUAAAAAAGCUUGGACCAUCGAUGAUUGAUUUCGAAAUUAAGUCUUUGCAUCCAAUUGGUGGUGGGUCAUAUAAAUCAAUGACGCAAUUCCUUAAAACAAUUAGCUAUAUGCUGUCUACAAAUUGCGAUUUCGAGCUAAGUCAAGCCUAUUUGAGUGUUUUUCUUAAAUCACAUGGCACAUCGCUUGUUGAUAGGAUUGAGAUUCUCGAAGCACUCAAAGAAGUUGAAGAAGAACAAAAGAAAAGUUGGGAGAUUUUAGAAAAAUCGUUUUUAUAUGGACUAGGGGUGGUCUCAGCAUUGAGAAAUUAUGUUAUAUGAGAAGUUUAUUGUAUAUUUGACAAAAAUAAAAAAUAUUUUUACAUUAAUAUUAAA